CCAGCACUCUACCCCAACCAAUGGAUGAUUGUGGACUACAACCUCUUCUCCCCGGGGAUGUCUAAGCUGAAGCCUAACACACUCACUGUCACUGAGCAGCUACCAGACCGUAUGGUGACGGGGGACGGGACCUCUCGCCUGAGCGAGAACGGUUUCUGGCCCUCGUACAACAUACCGUACUUUAAGGAGGUCUGGAAACUGUCGGGCUAUCCAGCCAAGUAUAUGAAACUAGGCGACGAAUUCUCGUACGACCAAUGUCCACGGGCUAAGAUCUUCAAGCGAGAAGCGCCCAAGGUCAACUCCAUGGACGACGCCAAACGACUCAUCCGCUACAACCACUGGCAAGACGAUCCCCUCUCUCUCAAAGACGCGAGAAACUCUAUUGCUUCGCGCUAUGAUCUGUCGCCCAAGAACCCAUCGGCGUUCGGGGCCGUGGAUGGUAAAAUCACUAACUGGGUUCAGAUGCGCAAACUCAAGGUGACCGCUGUGUGCGGCCCAACCAGUAACGAUCAGCCGGUAUUCCAAUGGUCUAAGAGCAAGUACAACAGCACAGCCCACGCCGGAGUACCCGACCGAUUCGACUUCCCUUGGGUCAAUAUGACGAUGAAGUUUAAAAAUUGAAAGUGGACUAAGUAACGUAGAUCGAGGACUACAUAGUGGCAGAGACGGAGAUUUAGUCCAAACCAAAUCCCUUGUCGAUGAGUCUGUAGUCCGAUAGUUUAGGUGCAAGUAUAACAGCAAAAAUAAAAAACACGAUGAGGUGUACGCCAGAGUCGCUUACCCUCGGGUCAAUGC
Molecule: messenger RNA, 795 nt
Organism: Sphaeroforma arctica JP610
Lineage: Eukaryota; Ichthyosporea; Ichthyophonida
Exons: 4
Coding region: 25-621 (198 amino acids)
Biological process (GO): phospholipid catabolic process
Cellular component (GO): extracellular region
Molecular function (GO): glycerophospholipase activity
Source: RefSeq, a predicted model, not a curated record